UUGUACCAUAGUAACUAAUAUAACUUCUUCUCAUUCUCCUUAAAUGGCUUGUUAUGUCAAGAUAGCUUUCACAAUAUUUCUAUCUUUGAACUUGAAAACAUUUAUCCAAGGUGCACCUCAAAUACCAUGCUUCUUCAUAUUUGGAGACUCAUUACUUGAUAAUGGAAAUAACAACGACCUUCACACAAAGGCAAAGGCUAAUUACGCACCCUAUGGGAUUGACUUCCCUAAUGAUCCUACUGGUCGAUUCACCAAUGGACGCAAUAUGGAAGACUUCCUAGCGGAACUCCUGGAUUUUGAUCAUUACAUUCCACCUUUUGCAAGUGCACAAGAUAGUGAGAUCUUAGAAGGUGUAAAUUAUGCAUCUGGUUCAGCUGGAAUUCGCAACGAUAGCGGAAGUCAUCUUGACAUUCCGGGUGAUCGGAUUCACUUGGACAGACAAUUGAAGAAUCAUAAAGUCACAAUUUCACGACUUGCUAAUUUACUGGGUAAUAUAACUUCAGCCAAAAAUCACUUGAAUAAGUGCCUCUUCAUAGUAGGAAUAGGGAGCAAUGACUACAUCAACAACUACUUGAUUCCUGAAAUAUAUCCCUCAAGUCAUUUGUACACACCAAGCGAAUAUUGAAUUGCCUUGAUAACUCAAUAUUCACAACAUCUGAGGACUUUAUAUGAAGAUGGAUCAAGGAA
Lycium ferocissimum is the source of this 687-nucleotide messenger RNA. Its product is annotated as GDSL esterase/lipase At1g29660-like. The coding region runs from base 44 to 625 and encodes 193 amino acids. The transcript has 4 exons. NCBI's taxonomy places the organism in Eukaryota, Viridiplantae, Streptophyta, Magnoliopsida, Solanales, Solanaceae. The record is from RefSeq and is a predicted model, not a curated record. Gene Ontology annotation, molecular function: hydrolase activity, acting on ester bonds.